This is a messenger RNA of Osmerus eperlanus (European smelt), 4547 nucleotides long. RefSeq names its product integrin alpha-M-like. The transcript has 30 exons. Gene Ontology annotation, biological process: cell-cell adhesion; cell adhesion mediated by integrin; cell-matrix adhesion. The record is from RefSeq and is a predicted model, not a curated record. The coding region runs from base 31 to 3408 and encodes 1125 amino acids. Gene Ontology annotation, cellular component: external side of plasma membrane; integrin complex. Gene Ontology annotation, molecular function: integrin binding. Lineage: Eukaryota; Metazoa; Chordata; Actinopteri; Osmeriformes; Osmeridae.
CCCUGCAGGUCUGUCCUCGAGCUCUGGACCAUGGCAUGGACGUUCUCCCUCUUACUGUUCUUGGCGGCAGUGCUGCAAGGCUGUUUGGCUUUCAACAUGGAGUCUGUGGCUUGGAAGUACCUUAGCAGGCCGGCCGCUGGGUUUGGAUACCAGGUGGUGAUUAGAGACAGCAGCAGCCUGCUCACCAGCGCCCCAUUAGAGCAGGAUGGAGACAGGAGAGGAAAGGUUUACAGGUGUUCGAUCAACUCCUGUUCUGAGAUAUCUAUACCAGUGCCCAGUCACGCAGUCAACAUGUCUCUGGGUUUGACAAUGACAAAGAAUCCAACAUCCCAAACCACCAUGGUAUGUGGCCCAACCAUCCCUCGAGAGUGUGAUGCCAUCACCACCUACAACGGCUUGUGUUUGGAGAUAAAUGGAAGAGACUCCCCUGGUCCUCCUCUCCCUGCCUCCCUAGAGGAAUGCCCUGGGAAGACCGACAUCGCUUUCCUUUUGGACGGUUCAGGCAGCGUCAACACCAUAGACUUUGCUAAAAUGAAGGUUUUUGUCAAAGAUCUGAUCCGUACACUAGUUGGGAAGGAUACCAAGUUUGCUGUGGCCCAGUACUCAUUAACUUGCACCAUUCAUUUUAAUUUUCGAAAUUUUCUACCUCAAAUUUGGGAAAGACAGAUUGAUAUGAUAAAUCAAAAGGGUGGAGGUACCAAUACUGCUUCUGCAAUCCAGAAAGUUGUUGAUGAGGUAUUUUCAGUUAGUGGGGGGUCGAGGGAUGGAGCGUCGAAGAUCCUGAUCGUGAUCACAGAUGGAGAGUCUCAGGAUGGAGGCAACCUCCCGUCAGCUACUUAUGCAGCUAACAUCAAAUCUAUUGUUCGAUUUGCUAUUGGGGUGGGCUCUGCCUUUAACAAACAAAGCGCCAAAGACGAGUUGGACACAAUCGCCUCACUUCCUUCUCAGACACAUGUGUUCCAAGUGAGCAGCUUUGAAGCGCUUAACCAAAUCAGCAGCACUUUGCAGAACAGCAUCUUCAAUAUCGAGGGCUCGCAGGCUGCAGGAGCGUCGCUGGAGAUGGAGAUGGCACAAGAAGGAUUCAGUGCUGCGUACACUCCUGAGAAAGGAGGAUACCAGUCCUACGUGAACAGAGACCAGCAGCCCACCUUCCAGAACAUGACGGGAGAGUCUGAUAGCUACCUGGGUUACUCCAUGAGCACUGCGAGGACGAGGUUUGGCACGUUCACGGUGGUGGGUGCUCCCAGAGCGGCUCACAGGGGCCAGGUGAUGGUCGUGUCCCCGGGGAGAACCGACCAGACUCUACAGUUUACAAGACAGAUUGGGGCGUACUUUGGGGCGGUGGUUUGUGCGAUGGACGUGGAUGGUGAUUCCUACUCUGACCUGGUGCUGGUGUCGUCUCCCAUGUACACACAGAGAGACAGAGAGGGAAUGAUAUUCAUCUGUACCCUUACUGAGAAGAAAGGAGUGUCCUUUCCUGGAGGACGUGAGAACAUGUUGCAGGGGGAGGCAGGAGAGAGGAGCAGGUUUGGCAUGUCGCUCGCCCCUCUGCCGGACCUCAAUAACGACGGGUUCAACGACCUGGCGGUGGGAGCUCCUCUGGAGGAUGACGGCCAGGGGAGCGUCUACAUCUUCCACGGGCAGAGAGGCGGCAUCAACAACCUCUACUCCCAGAGAAUCGCAGGGUCUGAGGUGCAUUCUGGGAUGAAGUUCUUUGGCCUGUCCAUCAGCCAGUCGUCUCUGGACCUCAGUGGAGACACUCUCCCGGACAUGGCCGUGGGCUCCAAGGGGGCCGUCAUCUUACUCAGGUCCAAACCCAUAGUGACCGUGAAUGUUGAAGUGUCUUUUAACCCGACCAGAAUCUCCACCAACCACUCAGACUGUGUGACCCCUCUUCCUCACACCGCGACAGUCUGCUUCACCAUGACCCCGCACACUCAAGGACAAACAGCUCGAGCGCAGGUUAAUUACACGUUGACACUGGACGCAAGACGCAAAGCGCCCAACUUCCGUGCUUACUUUCAGCUCAAACAACGACAGUACACAAACAUGGUCAUCCUGGACCUGAAGGAGACUUGCAACAAACACAACUUCUUCGUUGAGGCUUGCCCGGAGGACUCUCUCAACUUAGUCCACAAUGAAGUUUCGUUCAGUUUCGAAGGCUUGCCUUCCUCAGACUCUCUCUCUCCCAGCCUGCUCCAGGGCUCCACCACCACCUCCAAUCACCCGCUGGACUUUGAGAUCAACUGUGGAUCUGAUAACAACUGUAUCGACAACCUCAAAGUGGAUUUUAAUUUUACUGGUUCCUCUGAGCUGAGGGUAGGAAUCGACGACGUGCUGAGUCUGACCGUGUCGAUGGAGAGCAGGGAGGAGAACUCCUAUAACAGCCGGGUGGUCCUUCGCUACCCUGCCGGCCUCUCCUACAGACACUUCACCCCCGUCCAGGGGAGAGUGGAAUGCAACUCGUUAGAUAGUGAAUCUGAAGGAACGACAGGAAGAAGCGAAUGCACCAUCAACAAGCCCAUCUUCAAGAGCAACAGCAAGGCUGUCUUCACCAUCUCCUAUGGAAUAGAUAGAAACAGUCAGUUUGACCCCAGGGUGAACUUCAGUGCCAAUGCCACAAGUGGAAACGUUCAUGCCGCAGGGAGUGACCUGUUCAUACACAGAGACAUCAGGGUGCAGUACAGCAUUUAUGUGUUGCUUUCCAGAGUUGAGGAUUCUACCAGCUACAUAAACUUCACUGCUGAGAAAAACGAUUUGCAGAAACCUGUGUUGCAGUCAUUCCAGGUUUUAAACUUUGCCAGAGAUUUCAACCUCACCGUGAUAAUCAAGGUGCCCAUGCAGCUUGGUGAGACAGACAUCUGGGUUGACUCCAGAGGGAUGCAGAUUCCAGGAUGCAAAAGAGGAAAAGAUGAGGAACCAACUGUCAGAGACUUUGUGGACAAGUUGAAGAGAAAAUCCCCUCUGGACUGUGCGGUGGCCAGGUGUGGCGUGUUCACCUGCAGCGUGUUCGUGAGAAGAGACGACUCCCUUGUCUACAGCAUCUCUGGAAACAUCAGUUCAGGAUGGAUACAACAGAUUGGCCUGACGUCCGGCCAGUUCUCUCUGACCAGCACGGCCACCCUGGACUACGACAGAGACCAGUACAUCUACGACUCCCAGGACUCCAAGAACAACCCUCCCAUCCAGAAGGUAGAAACGUACGUGGAGGUGUUUCCUGAGGUGGACCUGACUAAGGAGAUCGUGGGCGGCUCCCUGGGUGGGCUGGUGCUGCUGGCGUUGAUCUCGGCUGCUCUUUAUAAGGCUGGGUUUUUUAAGAGUCAGUACAAGCAGAUGUUGGAGAACUCGGGUGAUCCUGAGGGAGCGGACCCUGAAUAUGAGAACACCGUGCUGGAGGAGAACAACUAGUGGAGCUAGCUGCUGCUGCCAUGUCAUCCAUGAGUGUGUUUGAAGGAGACAAAUGUCUUAGUUUUUCUCGAUUGCUAAGACACAUUUCUUGAAACAGUCACCCAUUUUCUCAAAACUGUAAACAGAAAAAGAAAUCUUAAAACUCAAUUUCCAAAACCUCUGACUCUUCUGGCAAAAUCAAACACUUGCCCCUAAACCAUUUGACUUGUGCUCAAAAUCAAACAAUGCUUUCAGAUCAUAAACACAGCAAAUCAAUAUAUAAACACUAUGGAGCAAUCAUUAGACACAACACAAAAAAAUGGAAAGCACAGCAUCCAGGGCAUGUACUUACAUGUAAAGACAAAUUUGUUUAUGUAUACACGGUAAAUUCAUUUACGUAGCAAUAAAGACAAUGGAUUUUGGAUUUUGAAACACUGGAUUUUGGUGUUUCAACACCUAUUGACACUUCCCUGCUGUAUGAUUAUGUUUAGCUGUGUUCUGCUCCUCUCUUUCACCAACCUUCUCUGGAGGAGGGGAUCCCUCACUCCGUCUCUGGAGGAGGGGAUCCCUCACUCCGUCUCUGGAGGAGGGGAUCCCUCACUCCGUCUCUGGAGGAGGGGAUCCCUCACUCCGUCUCUGGAGGAGGGGAUCCCUCACUGAAUUGCUCCCCCCAAGGUUUCUUACAUUUUUUUUUGUUCUAGUGAGUUUUUCUGGGAGUUUUUCCUUGUCUUCCUUGAGGGUUUAGGUUGGCUAAGGGGCAGUUCUAUGGGCGUAUGUGAAGCCCUCUGUGACAUUGCUUGUAAAAAGGGCUAUACAAAUACUGUAAAUUUGAUUUGAUUUGAAAAUAUUACAGUAACCAUCACAAUUUAGUACUGUCAACAAAGAAUGAAUAAAAAACGGGCUAAAACCCCUCUGGUGUGCUGGAUCCAGCCUGGAAAACACUCCGCACCUAUGUCACCACAGGCCAAUUCCAUUGCCUGUAGGAGAUUUACCCUCACCCCUCACACCCCUCACCCCCCUACAAACCAACAAUGUUGUUACUAUUCCUGUUGCUACAGGAAUAGUGUAACCUUCAUGUAAAGUGUUGCUUUGUAGAUGCAUGGUAGUUAAUGUAACAUUCAUGUAAAGCACCUGAAUAAAGCCUGCAUGCCUUUCCUGUA